AUGAUUAAAUUAUUAAUAGAUUUGAUAAUUUCAAUAAUAUUAAUAAGUUGUAUAAAUUGCAAAAUAAAGACAAUUAGUGUCAAUAAAGAGCAAACAAGUUGGAUGGACAAACCAUGGCUAGAUUAUGUUGGAGUAUUUUUGAGCGUAUCUGUUUCUAUUAUAGAAUCAGUUGGGAGUACAAUAAUUAAAAAAAGUCAUAUAAUUUAUGAAAAAUAUAAAAAACUUAUUGAAAGAAAGGAAUUAAUUACAUGUAAAUUAGAAGAAAAAAAUAGCUCAAAUGAAUAUAACCAAUAUUCUAAUCGAAAUAAAAAGGGAAAAAAAAAAAAAAAGUCCUUUAUAAAUAUUUCAUUAAUCAACAUACAAAAUUCUAAGAGUAUUUACAAGAAAAAAAUAAAAGAAAAAAAAAUUUUAUGUAAUAAAUUUUUUCAUAAAAAAAAAAUAAAAGAAAGAAAGAAAAAGGGAGAUGAAAAUGAGAAUGAGAAUAAUAAUGUUAAAAAAGAAAAAAAAAGAAAUUAUUUUACUGAAGGAAAAUUAAUUAAAAAAAAAAAGUCAGAAAUUAGUGAAUGGAAAUCCAUGACUUACAUUUAUUCUAAAAGUAAUAGAAAAUUAAGAAAAUUAUGCAGCUUUCAAUCAGUAUGCAUUAUAAAAUCAAAUAAUUUAAAAGAGGAAUUUAAUUUAGUAAAAUAUAAAAAUGAAAAUUAUAAUACUAAAAAUAUUACUAAUAAUUCUGAAAUUAUUGAUAUAAAUUACAAAAAUAUGAAUGAAAGUAUUACUAAUUAUAGAUCAAAAUAUAAAAAUUUUUGUAGUAAAAACCUAAAUACAAGAGAAAUAAACAAAAAAACAAAGAGAAAAGAAAGAUCAUUACGGUCACUUAAAAAUUCAGAUUAUUGCACAUUAGAAGAAAUGAAAGGUUUUAAUAGUUUUUAUAAAGAUAGCAAAGAAAAUUAUAACUAUAUUUGUAAUUCUUCAUUUAAAAAAAACAAAUUUAAAAAUUAUAUAAAAAAAAAUAAAAGAUAUAAUAAUACUCACAAGUUUUAUAAGAAAAACAUUAAAAAAAAAUCAUUUUCUUAUGACUCUUUAUUAAAAGAUUUUUAUACAUUGCAAAAUAGGAAUACUAGAGAAACAAUUAUGUCAAAAAAUUUGAAUUUUGAUAAUUCAGAACAAUUAAGCAUGUGUUGUGAUAAUAAAUAUAAUGAUUUACAUAAAAAUAAAGAAAAAGAAGGAACCAUAAUAACUAUGUUGAACAAAAAGGAAUCAAGAGAAAAUCCUAAUAUUAUGACAAACACUACAAAUAAAGAUAAGGUGUAUUAUUAUUCCUUUCCACCUCAGGAAUCGUUAGACAAUAUAAAUAGUAAAAAUUAUAACUUUACAAAUGAAAAUAUAAAUCCUCACUCUUUUUAUAUUAGUAAAAAUAUAGAUAUGAAAAAAAUGUACUCUGAAAGAAAAAGAAAUAGUGAUGAAGAAGUUACUAGAAGUUCAACAUUUCAGACAGUAGAUGAGAAUUAUAUGAAUAAGUUAAAAAAAAGAAGUUAUCUUUAUUUUUAUUGUGGUAUAUUUUUUACAAGUAUAGUUGCACCAUCUUUCAAUUUAUUUAGUAAUGCUCUUUUACCUGCAUCCAUGGUUGGAUUUGUAAGUAUUCGUCUUAUUUGUUCUCUAUUAUUAGAAAGAUUUGUCUUAAAAGAAACUCAAUCACUUUAUUUAUAUAUUGGUAUACCUUUUGCCACUAUAGGUUUAAUAUUAAUAACAAUAUUUUCUGGUAAAGAUAGUCAAUUCAACGAUUUAGAUUAUAUUUUUAAAUUAUUUUUAAAAAUAGAAUCCAUAUUUUUAAUGACAUUUGAAUUAUUAUUUACUUAUUCUGUUGCUUUUUUUUCAAUAAAAUAUUUACAAAUAAAAAAAAAAAAAAUGUAUAAUUUUUUAUAUAUCUUUUCUCCUUUUUCAUCUGGAAUAAUGGGAUCAUUAAGUACAAUUCUUUGUAAAGCAUUAGUGAUAGGUUUUAUGUCUAUAAUAGUAAAAGACAAAUUUAGAUUUUUUCAAUUUUUUUUAAACUAUAAACUAAUAAUUCUAGCUCUAUUAACUUUUAUUGUGGCAAUAACAGAAAUAUUUUAUACUCCUUAUUUAUUGAAACAUUAUCAUUUAACUCAUGUUGUAUCAUUAAAAAGUUUUGGCAAUGUUGCUUUUAAUGCAGUUAAUGGAAUGUUUAUUUUUAACGAAAGACCAAUAUGCAUAUGUGCUUGGGCUUUUGGCUUUUUUCUUGUUCUUAUUGGAAUUAUAUUUUUAUCGUUUGAAAGUGUUAUUCCCAAUACGAUAAAUUAUUUAAAGUUAUAUUUUAGAAGAUCUUCAUAA
Molecule: messenger RNA, 2343 nt
Organism: Plasmodium gallinaceum
Lineage: Eukaryota; Apicomplexa; Aconoidasida; Haemosporida; Plasmodiidae
Product: conserved Plasmodium protein, unknown function
Exons: 2
Coding region: 1-2343 (780 amino acids)
Biological process (GO): magnesium ion transport
Cellular component (GO): membrane
Molecular function (GO): magnesium ion transmembrane transporter activity
Source: RefSeq, a predicted model, not a curated record